Messenger RNA from Prunus avium (sweet cherry), 1213 nucleotides. Lineage: Eukaryota; Viridiplantae; Streptophyta; Magnoliopsida; Rosales; Rosaceae. The record is from RefSeq and is a predicted model, not a curated record.
CAAGUGACCCAAGGAAGCACAAGAGAGCCAAAAACACCAAAGUGAGGCCACACAAACAAAAAGAGUGAUAGAGAGAGAGUGAGAGCUUUUCUGCAACUGUGUUUGAUAAUUUUGAUUGUUCUUCAACUCCUUCCCCUUUCUCUUUGAACCCCUCUUCUCUGAAUCCCUUUCUGUCGUCGUCUGUUUUUCGAAAGAACAUAUUUUGGGGCUUGUUUUUGGGAAUCUUAAUUGGAAAUUACAUCAAUUGUGAUAAAACAAAGCAAACCCAGAAGGGUAUUUCUGAAAGCAGGUGAUUCAGAACAGUGAUCCAGGUUUUUUCUCCUUUUUUUUUUUUCAGUAUAAAGUUUUAAGCUUUUCUGUGAUCAACUGGGAGGGUUUAUUUUUGUCCCUCGAAGGUUGGUUUUUUCAAGCCUGUUUAGUCUUUCUUUGUGCAAAAAAACCUUGUCUUUUUAUCUGGGUUUUUUUUCUUCUUCUUGGAUUUAGUCUACCUGUUCUUUGAUUUUGGUAAGAAACAGGUUGGUUUUAAGGAAAUAUAUUUUCUGUCUUAUAUUCUAGCUUUUACCCCUUUUGUGACUACAUGGCAACCGCUAUAGAUCUUUACAGCAGCAGCUCAAUGACACCAGAUUUAUCAGAUUCCUUGAGGGACGAUCAGCUCCUGAAAGCACUUAUGCCUUUUAUGAAAAGUGUUUCAUCAACCUCUUCUUUGACAUCUAUUUCUUCUUCUAUUUCUUCACCAACCUCUCCUUCAACUUCUUAUUCUUCCUUUUCUUCCUACCCUUCUUCUUGCACUUACCCUCCUCCACUCUACUCUUCUCAGCCCAAUUUGUACCCUGACUUUUGCUCACCAUCCACAACCCACAUGUUUGAUCAAGUGAGUUUUGAGCAAACAGGUUCAAUAGGGCUUAACCAACUUACCCCAUCUCAAAUUCUUCAAAUCCAAACCCAAAUGGUCCUCCAACAACAGCAGGAACUCCAACAAAAGGAACAAAUUGCUGCUCUUGCUUCUCCAGCUUCACUGCAAAACCAAUAUCAGCACCAAAACCCUCGCACCCUGAAAUUCCUCAGCCCAAAAGCCAUCCCAAUGAAGCAAGUUGGUGCUCCCUCCAAACCCACAAAGCUCUACAGGGGAGUGAGGCAGAGGCAUUGGGGCAAAUGGGUUGCUGAGAUUAGACUUCCCAAGAACCGAACCCGCCUAUGGCUUGGUACCUUUGCC